CAUAAGUUUGAGCCCUUUGACUCGUUCAUUCGGAGGUGCUGUAAACUGAACUUCGUGAUCAUGUGGAACUCAGCAGCUUUCGCUCGGAGUUAACGCUCACAUAUCUGGGAAGAUGUGGUUAGCAAACUUCAAAAACCAGCCGAUAAAUUACUACAGAGAAAACACACCAAGGGACGAAUAUCAGAAUACGUGACAGGGUAUUGUUUGAGGAUGGAUCGGAGCGCAUCGGAGCGGACCGCGCUGCGGCGGUUCGGGGACAGUGGCAUGAUGCUUCUGCCCUGGACUAAACAGAUCCUGACGGUGGUGUGGGAACAGUUGCGACUGCUGGUCCAGGUCAUCUGCUGCACUUUGAUGACGGUUUUCCAGAUGUUCAGGUUUGAAGUCCAUCUGAGAAUCACAGACGAGACAGGGCAACACAUUCAGCACAUGACAAGUGGGUCAGGAGACCCUUCUGACGGUUUCCUGCUCUCAUCCUUGUUUGAAAACAACAAAAACAUAGUGGUUGGGGGUUCCAAUCCACUUUCAAAAUUCGGCCGAGACCCAUUUGACGUGAGCUCCCACUCCAGAGCUGUUCUGUCCAGUCUAGUCAGCGAUGAACUUUGUUGCUCUUUGGUGGACGACCUCGUGUCCCAUGCAACAGAGUGUCUCAAUGACACCGAAGAUCUCUAUAUUGGAGAUCACUCCAUGUGGAAACACGGAUAUGACUGGACCGUUUUAGGAGGUUCCGAGAGGAAGUGUGGAGAGAGCACCUGCACUUUUACCGCACAUGUGUCAGGGUUUUCUGCAAAGGAUUUUGUAAAGCAUGAAAAGCCCAUCAGUGAUCCUGACUCAUCUACGGAGGAUGUUCGAGCUCCAUGUCAAGUGCAGUCAGUCGGUCAUCUGUCAGACAGCGAGUUCAGCUGGGGUAGCACAGACAGCUCUUGUUUCGAAGGAGAACGAGAGGAGAGUGACAAACUCUGGGAACUUCUGACCAGCUCGACGGAUCCAUAUCACCCGCUGCACUUCACGGCAUGUUUAUCCAGUGCGGUUGCUGAAAAGAGCAAAAUGCAAGUGGUUUCAAAGUCUGAAAGUCCGAUAUCACAAUCCACUGCAUCUACAGGCUCAGAAUCUUCCAAACCAGGUUCUUCUGAAGAUGAAGAAGAAGAGGCCUUAUGGAGAUCCCUCUCUCAGAAUGAUGACCCAUAUCACCCGUUGAAUUUCAGAGCCCCACUUCAAAGCUCACCAGCUACACCAAUACCUUCCAAACAUGAAAGUAAAACGAGACUCUUUAAAUCUUCAAGGCGCUCAAAGCCGCUUUUACCGCCAAGCAAAGUUCCUCGCCAUUGCUGCCGAAAAUUACCCUUUGAGACAUUAUCGGUGGUGCCAUGGAGAAGAUAUGUUGGUCUGACAGCUGUUCAGGACAACCAGAGGAAAUGUCCCACUGUUAAGAAGGUGAAAUUUUCUCCCAUCGUACAAGUUCACAAGAUGCACACUUGGUCCUUUGCUCUCCAAGCAUCACGUAAGGGACCAUGGGAGGAGCUUGCGAGGGACAGAGACCGAUUCCGAAAGAGAAUCAGUGAAACUGAGAAGGCCAUUGGCUACUGUUUUAGUUUAUCACACAGAGAAAAGCUGUGGGCCUAUAAGGACAGCGUACAGAAGAAAUAACCAGACCUUGGUCUGCAAAAAGUUGCUUCUGAUUGUAAUUAUUGAUCUUAUAGUUCCCAGGCCAGCCUCUAGACUAUUAUAUUGACUUAAAUUGACAAUUAUACCUCACUGCUGUGUCCCAACACACAUUGUACCUUGACUGCUACUAAAUGUUAAUCAUUUUUUGCUAUGCCUUACAGACUGUUCAGUGUGACUGAUUACACACAUUUAUUUUAACAGAAAUUGUGGAUAUGUUGGAGUUGUAGAUUAGUGUUAAUUUAUUUAAAGGGUUAGAUUACCCAAACAUGAAAAUUCUGUAAUCAUUUACUCUCAUGUCAUUCCAAAUCUGUAUGACUUUCUUUAUUUAUUUAUUUUUUUUUGUUUUGUUUUGUUUUGUUUUGUUCAUACAAUGAAAGUCAAUGGGGUCAAGAGUUGUUUUGGGGUCCUUUCAUUGUAUGUACAAAAAAUUCUUUAAAAUAUCUUCUUGUGUUUGAAGGUCAUACAGGUUUGGAAUGACAUAGUAAAUGAUGACAAUUUUCAUUUUUUGGAUGAACUAACCCUUGUUUAUUUCAAUGGUUUGAAAUGACGUGAGAAUAGGCUGCUAAAGUUUGUUUUUAAAUUAUUUAUAAAGUUGGAGAAAAUGCAAGAAAAAAAGGUAACAAGGUAAAAAGGUUACAAUGCACCUCAAUGUUUACAUAUAUAUAUAUACAUUUGUUCAAACACCACCAUUUAAAAGUUUGGGGUCAGUAAGAAAUUUAUUAUUAUUUAUUUUAUUUUUUUAAGAAAUUUAUACUUCUAUUCAGCAAGGAUUAGGGCUGCAAAGGGGCAGAAAAUUUCCUGAAACUUUCCAUGGGAAGUUAAGCUGGGGAAUUUUGGAAAGUUUAUGAAUUAGAAACUUAAUGAGAAUUUAUGGGAAUUAAUUGGUAAUUUGGGGUAACUGUAUCAUAUACAAACAUAAAUAUAAACAUUUUGUUUGGUCAAAAGCAGACAUUAAUUCCUAUAUAUUCCUAUUAAUUCCCAUGGAAAGUUUCCAACUUUAAAAAUUCUGAAAACUGGAGUAAUGAUGCAGAAAAUUCAGCUUUGCAUCACAGGAAUAAAUUAUACAUUUUAAUAAUAUUCCACAAUUUUACUGUAUUUUUAUCAAAUAAAUGCAGCCUUGGUGAGCAUAAGAAAUUUACUUCAAAAUCAUAAAAAAAUGAUACCAACCCCAAACUUUAGAGCAGUGGUGCAAAUGUUGAAAAUGUCAUCCUACACCCUGUUGUUACACAAAAACAGAUACCACUAUUAUCAGAUAUUUGCUAAAUUUGACUUCACUGAUCAUUGCAAUUUGUACUUGAGAAUAAAUAAAAUGGCAGUAAUUUUUGC
Messenger RNA from Ctenopharyngodon idella (grass carp), 2988 nucleotides. RefSeq names its product protein phosphatase 1, regulatory subunit 15B. NCBI's taxonomy places the organism in Eukaryota, Metazoa, Chordata, Actinopteri, Cypriniformes, Xenocyprididae. The record is from RefSeq and is a predicted model, not a curated record. The transcript is spliced from 3 exons. Gene Ontology annotation, biological process: response to endoplasmic reticulum stress. Bases 211 to 1644 code for a protein of 477 amino acids. Gene Ontology annotation, cellular component: protein phosphatase type 1 complex; endoplasmic reticulum. Gene Ontology annotation, molecular function: protein phosphatase regulator activity.